ACCGCGAACGUCGAUCUCACGCGCGUCCUUGAUUGUCACCAGCGUAGAUUCGUCUUCGCGUCGCGUACCGUGUCUCUGCGCCCUCGCGCGCGUCCACCAAGGUGGAUGGACUCGAGUCCCGACUGACUCACGAUCGCCCGAACCCUGCUAUCCAAACCGCAUGUUAUAUCAUCCUGCGUCCCGCGUAGCCGAGCUACGUGAGCUUCCGGAAAGGAACGUUAAGGGCCCGUUAUCGACGACGGAGCCGGCUGUUUUAACAUAUACAGCUGCGUGCAGUGUGUCCUCCGUCUACUAGCAAGCUCGCCUGUACCCGCGAAUGCGGCACCGAUACUGCGCUAUUCCCGUGUGAUCGUUCGACCGAGCGAUCAGAGUACCGCGCCGCUCACCGGUUGGUCCGUCGUGCCGCGACUGGCUUGGGAGAGGAGAUCCGUUCCCAGCGGGGGUAUCCCAGUGGGCGAAGAUGAUGGUGAUUUAAGAGUGUCGUGCAGUGCUCGUGUGCAAUGGUAGAGGCAACCGUACGAGCGAUAGGCAUAGAGGACCGUAGAUGUACCAGCCAGGGUGUUUGUUGGACAGUUCGGCACCGCGGGGCCCGCCUGAUGUGCCACCCCGUAAUCCCGCAAUGAGCCGGCUCAACGGAAGACUGCCAGGAAGUCACGCAGCGAGUGAUCACGAACGCGAUCCUGAUCUCGAGCCAUCCUGCCUCGUACGCACCCCAUCCGGUAACUUCUACAAUAUACCAAAGAUACCGAAGAAUGAAUACAACAACAAGAAUCAGUCUACGGGGAACAGUCCAAUAAAGGUGGAGCUGCAGAACAACAUGGACAGGGUACCUUUACCUUACGGGCACGCCCCGUCGAUGAUCCCGAUGAGGAGACAAAGCAUCCGCUGUCAUUUCCGCAAGGGAAUCGAUUGGUGCAGCUGGAAACUAAUUGCCAUAGUAGUAAUUAUGCUCUCGCUCUGCUUGACCGCGGCAUUAACCUACGUUGCAGCGUCCAAUGUAGUGAACUGGUCGUACCAAGGCACGAAGGCGUGCACGGUCCUGGUGGGCGAGAACACGGAGGCGAAGCCGUCGUCGAGCGAAGCGAACAAGACAUCCACGUCGUCCACUUCAACUUCAUCGCAAUCGGGCGGCAGGACGCGACAGCCAUCAUCGUCAGGAGGUAGUAUUAGCACGUCGAAUAGCAUGUUGCUAGAUGGUGUCGUAAACAGUCGCAAGCGUAGGGACACGUUUAACGAGCAUGCCUUGCACCAAACUGUCGCACCGCCAUCCCCUCGUGACCCCGAGGAGCCGUCCUUGAUACCGACCGUCCUCGAGGCCUCGGGGUCCGGGCAGCGAUCAGUCCCGUUGCAUGAGAAGUUCCCCGGUAAGGUUGUGCAUGAUCCGGAGCAUGCGGACGAUCCAGAUCCGGCGAAGGAAGUUGUCGACCGUUCGAUCGAAGCUGUCGAGGUCGCCGAGAAGUCGCUUGUCGUGAAUGUCUCCGCCAAUACUACUAAUUACUCGCACGAUCAUAUCACUAUCGCUGUCGAUCAUCUCAUCUCUUCGUCCUCUGUCUCUGUCGGCUCUGGUCAUUCUUCCGCGUCAACUUCCGAAUUCAAUCGCGAAUCGCCCGAUGACGAAGUGCCCAGCACGACGUCCUCGGAGCUUUUAACCGAAAUUUUUACGGUCAUCGACGAAGACACUGUUGAUGUGCUCGAAAAAUCGGCGACGCCUGAAGAAGACGUUGCCAUGAAAGCCCCAAUCGCGAAACUUGUCCACGAUAAUUUCGCAGAUUUCAACCGCAAUAUCGAUAACAUUGGCACGUCCGAAAGUUCGGACAUUGGCGAAAACGGAGACGAUAUCGAGGCUACGACGUCUGCAUCCGACGCGGAGUACGCGAAACUUGGCGCGGAUAGCAGCGAUUACGACCGAGUAGUUGGCGGAACUACAGAAAAUGACAGAAACGUUUCCCCCGUCGAUUAUAACAGUAAUACUGUAGAUGCUGCCGAUAGCACUGUAGAAGCUGUAACAGAAGUGCACUCGAUUGAACUAACGGAGGAUCACGGAUCGAACGUAAGUAAUUCGAGCGAACAGUUAGUUUCUGUAGAAAUGAAUCGAAACGAAGUAGACGCUAGCACGAUUUCAUCUAGUAUAAACAUAGGUGAUGAAAUGGCAUUUAAUGUAUUGUUAAAUACCGACGAGAAAACUGAAGAAUCUGAGAAAGGUAUAAUCAAGAUUAAAGAUAAUUACUCCGAUAAAUCUAAAGAAAAAAUUAGCUCAGAUAAAAACAAUAAAUCAGCCGCCUUUACGGAAAAUAUUUCAAAGACAAUAAGUAUGGCCACGAAAUCGAUAAAAUCCCAGACGCCGGACAUUGUGAAAGAAACACGGGAGCUUUCUCGGGAAAGUUCGUCGUCCGAGUCCGAAGCCUCAUUCAAUGUCGUUAAUGCUGCUGAACAGUCCGAGGAACUUCAGAGAGACUAUCCCGUACCGAUCUACAGCUAUGGACAAGACGAGGUAGAGAUUGUCGAUCUUCAUCAUAAGAAACAAUCGAUUGCAAAAACUAAAUCAUCUGAAAAUCUUGAUAAGAACGCAAAAAUGAGUGUCUAUUCUCGAAAGAAGCAUGGAGAUAAAGAUGAUCUACGAAUCAUCAUGAGAGAAGAAAGCGACGACGAGCUGCUUCGGAAGUUUGAAGAGAAGUUCCAUGAAGUGGCUGUCGAAGAUAACGAACCCGUUGAAAAUCCCUCGUUGAUUAGAACUAAUUACAAUUUACCUCCAGCGAAUAUUUUGCAUGAAACGGUGCAUGAUUCAUCGGACAACGCGUCACCCAGGUUCCCCUCUAAUACAGACCAUCUGUCAAACUCACCGAUGACCCAACGAAUACAGAUCGUAGAGGUGCCCGUGUAUCGCGACACUCAUUCCGUCCCAUCAUCGUCUUCAUCGUCAUCAUCACCGCAUCGAGUGCUCAUAAACGUAACGAUCGCCGCCGACAAUCCAUCUGCCGCUUCUUCGAGGCCGCUAUAUGUCCUCUCGGUGUCGGUGCCGACAGAGGACGGCUAUUCGUCCGGGAUUAACAUCGAUCAAGCGCAGGUGCCGCCUGCAGCGAGCAUGAAAAAAAUCCCUGCUAAGGACGCCGAAUCGAUAAACACAGUCGAUACGCGAUUACCACCACCGCCGCAACCACCUGCCUCGCCCCCGGCGCCCAUCUGGGCCGGUGGCGAAUGCGAGUGCUCCUGUCCGUGCAUGGGUUCGUCCUCUGACGAAUGGGAUUUUUCAGCGAUUGAUGACAAUCUGGAGCAAGAGCUCGAGAGCGUUAAUGCCACUCUGUCAGACGAUGAAUUUCUAGAAUCGAUAGAUGAGAGGAAGCAAGAUGCGGAAUCAGCGGCGAAAGAUUCAGCGGAGACCAAUGCGACGAUUCCCACCACCGAAAAUUAUUAUCCCUCAUCGAUGGUCGCCAACAAUAGCGAAUCAAUCGAUGGGACUUCUACUUCGUCUUACGAGCCAGAAGUAAGCACCGACUUGACUUGUUCGGGGAGCACUGCGCUCCCCCCCGAGCCUACUAUACUGAUCCUUGAAGGUGCGCGAACUUUCCCGGCGCGGUCUUUCCCGCCUGACGGGACGACCUUCGCUCAGGUCGGUUUAGGACAGAAGCUCAGCAAGGAGAUACCGCCGUACGGCUACUGGAACAUGCAGUUUUAUCAAUCGGAGGCCGCCUACGUGCGUUUCGACUACAGCAUUCCGCGUGGUGCCAGCAUCGGCGUGUACGCGAGAAGAAACGCACUGCCCACGCACACGCAGUACGAUCUUCUGGAGGUUCUCAGCGGCUUCAAGGCUCGGACCACCAGGGCGUCCCAUGUUAGUGUUAUUCCCUCGAUUAAGAAGGAGGUAACUCAGUACAUGGAGCCGGGACACUGGUUCUUGUCGCUUUACAACGAUGACGGAGAUCCCCAUGAAGUCUCGUUUAUUGCUGUGAUCGCCGAGGAUAUGACACAUAACUGCCCGAAUGGUUGCAGCGGCAAGGGCGAGUGUCUCUUAGGGCAUUGUCAGUGCAAUCCUGGUUUCGGUGGCGAAGAUUGCAGCGAGAGUGUUUGUCCUGUUCUCUGCAGCCAAAGAGGCGAAUACAUAAACGGCGAAUGCCAAUGCAAUCCUGGCUGGAAGGGCAAGGAGUGCUCUCUGCGACACGACGAGUGCGAAGUACCCGAUUGCAACGGCCACGGUCACUGCACCAAUGGCAAAUGUAACUGUGUACGCGGCUACAAGGGGAAGUAUUGCGAGGAAGUUGACUGUCCGCAUCCGACUUGCUCAGGCCACGGUUUCUGCGCCGAGGGCACGUGCAUUUGUAAAAAGGGUUGGAAAGGAGCCGACUGCAGUCAAAUGGACAAGGAGGCAUUGCAAUGCCUACCAGACUGUAGCGGUCACGGAAACUUCGAUCUCGAGACGCAGACCUGUCUCUGCGAGCCCAUGUGGUCCGGUGAUGAUUGCUCGAAAGAAUUGUGCGAUCUCGAUUGCGGUCCUCACGGACAUUGCGUAGACAACGCCUGCGAUUGCUUACCAGGCUGGUCCGGCGAACUCUGCAAUCUGAAGCAAUGCGAUCCUCGUUGCAACGAGCAUGGACAAUGUAAGAAUGGCACAUGUCUAUGCGUCACCGGAUGGAAUGGAAAACACUGCACGAUGGAGGGCUGUCCAAAUUCUUGUUCCGGUCAUGGACAGUGCAGGGUGUCAAACGACGCGCAAUGGGAAUGUCAGUGCUAUGACGGCUGGGAUGGCAAGGAUUGCAGCGUACUUUUAGAACAGAAUUGCAACGAUGGACGAGACAACGAUAAAGAUGGUCUCAUUGAUUGCGCCGAUCCGGAAUGUUGUUCCAAUCACAUAUGCCGCAGCAGCCAGCUGUGCGUCUCAGCGCCCAAGCCAAUCGAUAUAUUGCUACGGAAACAGCCACCCGCCAUUACCGCUUCCUUCUUCGAGAGAAUGAAGUUCCUAAUCGACGAGGGCAGUCUGCAGAACUACGCUCGUCAGGAGACCUUCAACGAGAGUAUGUUCUGGAAUCACUUCAACACAAGCCGAUCGGCCGUCAUACGCGGUCGCGUCGUUACUCAUCUCGGCACGGGACUGAUGGGAGUGCGGGUCAGUACCAGCACCCCGCUGGAAGGUUUCACACUCACAAGAGACGACGGCUGGUUCGAUCUCCUGGUGAACGGCGGCGGUGCCGUAACUCUACAAUUUGGCAGAUCGCCCUUCAAACCGCAGAGUCAUAUCGUCUUCGUGCCUUGGAAUGAGGUCGUCAUAAUCGACAAGAUUGUUAUGAGUACCGCCGAGGAGAAACCGCCCGUCCAUGUUCCACAUGCAUGCGCCGCUCACGAUUACGAUCUUAUGAAGCCGGUCGUCUUGGCGACCUGGAAGCACGGCUUCCAAGGAGCUUGUCCGGAUAAGAGCGCCAUUUUGGCGGAGUCUCAAGUUAUACAAGAGAGCUUGCAAAUACCCGGAACGGGGUUGAAUCUAGUAUAUCACAGUUCGCGAGCGGCAGGUUAUCUCUCCACCAUACAACUGCAGCUAACUCCGGAAGUCAUACCAGCGACUUUAAAUUUGAUACAUUUGAGAAUCACGAUCGAGGGUAUACUUUUCGAGAAGACCUUCGAGGCUGAUCCAGUGAUCAAGUUCACCUACGCAUGGAACCGCUUGAACGUCUAUCGCCAACGCGUUUAUGGUGUUACAACUGCUAUGGUAAAGGUUGGCUAUGAAUAUAGCGAUUGCAAGGACAUUAUCUGGGAUGUGCAAACGACGAAAUUGAGUGGUCAUGACAUGUCCAUCUCAGAAGUCGGCGGCUGGAAUUUGGAUAUUCAUCAUAGAUACAACUUCCACGAGGGUAUCUUGCAAAAAGGAGACGGCUCAAAUAUUUAUUUGAAGCAUAAGCCAAGAGUUAUUCUCACCACGAUGGGAGACGGUCAUCAGAGGCCGUUGGAUUGUUACGAUUGCGACGGGCAAGCUUCCAAGCAGCGUCUCUUAGCGCCCGUUGCUCUUGCUACAGCAGCAGACGGCUCCAUCUUUGUCGGUGAUUUCAAUCUAGUCAGGAAAAUUCUCGUCGAUGGAACAGUCAGAACUGUAGUCAGACUAAACGCAACUAGGGUAUCAUAUCGUUAUCACAUCGCUCUGAGCCCGCUGGACGGCGUUCUCUACAUAUCAGAUCCAGAAUCUCACCAGAUCAUUCGCGUACGCGACACCAACGAUUAUACGGAUCCCGAUCAUAAUUGGGAGACUGUAGUAGGUUCUGGGGAACGUUGUCUUCCCGGCGACGAAGCUCACUGCGGCGAUGGUGCGCUCGCACGAGAUGCUAAACUCGCUUAUCCCAAGGGCGUUGCCGUCUCCGCCGAUAAUGUCUUGUACUUUGCCGAUGGUACGAAUAUACGAAUGGUCGACCGAGACGGUAUCAUCACUACGGUGAUCGGCAAUCAUAUGCACAAGUCGCACUGGAAACCUAUACCUUGUGAAGGAACAUUGAAUGUCGAAGAGGUUCAUUUACGCUGGCCGACUGAAUUGGCGAUCAAUCCCCUAGACAAUUCGUUGCACAUGAUCGAUGAUCACAUGGUUCUUCAGCUGGCACCGGACGGUCGCGUCAAGGUCGUCGCUGGUCGCCCGCUCCAUUGCGCCUCUCCAUCAGCCUCGUUUGACACAGAACUCGCGACUCACGCUACUCUCGUGAUGCCGCAGAGCAUCGCAUUUGGUCCAUCAGGCGAUCUUUACAUCGCCGAGAGCGAUUCUCAGAGAAUAAAUCGCGUUCGCGUAAUCGGUACCGACGGCAAAAUAUCGCCAUACGCCGGUGCUGAAUCCAAGUGCAAUUGCCUUGAGCGUGGUUGCGAUUGCUUCGAGGCCGAUCACUAUCUAGCGUCCACAUCCAAGUUUAAUACUAUAUCUGCCGUGGCAGUUUCACCUGAUGGCGUAGUGCACAUCGGCGACCAAGCCAACUAUCGUAUUCGCUCGGUGACGGCGAGCAUUCCUGACGCAAGCGGCGCGCGAGAAUACGAAAUCUACGCACCCGAUACACAAGAAAUCUAUGUAUUCAAUCGGUUUGGUCAGCACAUUGCCACGAAAAACAUUCUGACAGGCGAGACAGUAUAUCUUUUCACAUAUAAUGUCAAUACCAGCAAUGGCAAGCUCAGCACUGUGACAGACGCAGCUGGUAAUAAAGUCUUUUUGUUGAGAGACUACAGCAGUCAAGUGAACUCAAUCGAGAAUACAAAGGGACAAAAAUGUAGACUAAGAAUGUCCAGGAUGAAGAUGCUACACGAGCUGAGCACACCCGACAAUUACAACGUUACUUUCGAUUAUCACGGGCCCACCGGCCUGCUAAAGACGAAGCUUGAUAGUACCGGCCGUAGCUACGUUUACAAUUAUGAUGAAUUUGGCAGGCUGACUAGUGCAGUGACACCAACCGGCAAGGUGAUCAGCUUGACAUUUGAUCUUAGUCUGAAGGGUGCCAUAGUCAAAGUUGGACAGAACAAUAGGAAGCCCAUUUCGAUGCUGAUCAAAGGAUCAUCCGUUGUCACGAAGGUUGGAGAAGCUGAGCAGAGGACAACGGUUCUCGCCGAUGGCUCAGUUGGAAGAGUAACACCAUGGGCUCACACCGUCAGUACUGAUAGUAUGCCAUACUCGAUCCUGGCUGAGAUCGAGCCUCUGUUAGGCGAAAGCUAUCCCGUGCCGGCUAAACAGAGGACAGAGAUCGCUGGUGAUCUGGCUAAUCGCUUCGAAUGGCGAUACUUCCUCCGAAAGAUUCAAGGAAAUAAGAAUCGCGGGAACUCGAAAGCGAUUGCUCAAGUUGGCAGGAAGCUUCGAGUCAAUGGCGAGAUCCUGCUGUCUCUCGAAUACGACAGAGAAACAAAUACCGUAGCUGUGUUUAUGGAUGAUCGGGUGGAACUGUUGAAUGUCACAUACGACAGAACCGCUAGACCUGUUAAAUGGGGACCGAGGAACGGUAUCUUUGCCGGCGUUGAACUGGAAUACGAUCGAUUCAGCAGACUGACUAGCUGGACAUGGGGUGACAUUAGCGAAACAUAUGGCUUUGACAGAGCGGGUCGAUUGUACGAGAUCAAAUACAGCGAUGGUACAUCGAUGGUGUACGCCUUCAAAGACAUGUUUAGCAGUUUGCCACUGAAAGUCACUACGCCGCGUGGAAGCGAUUAUCUUCUCCAAUACGACGAGGCAGGAGCAUUGCAGUCGCUGACUACACCGAGGGGACACAUCCAUACAUUCUCUCUUCAAACGUCUCUCGGGUUCUACAAAUAUCAAUAUUACUCGCCGAUGAAUAGACAUCCAUAUGAGAUUCUAUACAAUGAUGACGGUCAAAUUCUUGCUAAAGUAUAUCCUCAUCAAAGCGGAAAAGUCGCUUACGUCUAUGAUCACGCUGGAAAACUCGAAACCACGCUUGCCGGAUUGUCCUCAAUACAUUACACCUAUCAAGAAACGACCAGUCUAGUGCGCAGCAUCGACAUCAAUGAACCAAACUUCGAAAUGCGUAUCGAAUACAAAUAUCACGCCGGCAUCGUGAAGGACGAAAAGAUCAAGUUCGGUAGCAAGAGCGGUAUGGAUAAUGCUCAUUAUCGUUAUCAAUACGAUGGAAACGCGCGCAUAUCCGGCAUCGAGGUCGAUAUCAACGGCAAACAGCUGCCUCAGCUACGUCUCAAAUACAACCAGAAUCUUGGUGUACUGGAAGGCGUCGGUGAUCUCAGGAUAUACAGAAAUGUCUUCAACCGAUCAGUUAUGCAGGACAGCAGCAAACAGUUCUUCACAGUCACGGACUACGACGAACACGGUCGCGUCAAAACGGUGCUGAUGAACAUCCGAUCAUUCGACGUAUUCCGUAUGGAGCUUGAGUACGACAAUCGCAAUCGCAUUAAGAUGAGGAAGCUCACGAUCGGAAAGGAGUCAAUGGAGAAGAAGGAAUGGUCCAGAAUGGAGAAGAUCACAUAUAAUGCAGACGGUCAUGUGCUCGAAGUAGCGGACACCGAGAAUAAUUGGCAAUACGCGUACGAUGAAAACGGUAACGUGAUCGGUGUGACUGAGCAUAAUGAGAAGAUCGUUUUGGGCUACGAUAGUGGCGAUCGAGUAGUCCAGUAUGGUGACGUCGAGUUCAACUCAUACGAUGGACGUGGCUUCGUCGUGAUUCGUGGCGAACACAAAUACAGAUACAACUCGCGCGGUCAGCUUAUUCAUGCAUCAGAGCAUAAGAAAUUCCAAAUUUGGUACUUCUAUGACGAUCGCGGCCGAUUGGUAUCGAUGAACGAUGAUCGAGAAAACAUCACUCAGUUUUUCUACGCGAAUCCGAAAACUCCGGAUCUAAUAACGCAUGUGCAUUUCCCGAAGUUGUCCAAGACAUUCCGGUUCCUCUAUGAUUCGCGCGACUUUUUGAUGACUGUGGAGACUUCCGAGCAACGGUUCUACGUCGCAACGGAUCAAAACGGUUCACCUCUCGCUCUUUUCGAUACCAAUGGCAAUCUCAUCAAAGAGAUGCAACGCACGCCAUUUGGCAAGAUCAUCAAGGAUACGAAUCCAGACUUUUACUUGCCCAUCGAUUUCCAUGGUGGUCUCUUCGAUCCUAAUACCAAGUUGAUUUAUUUGAACAAGAGGCUCUACGAUCCGACCGUCGGUCAAUGGAUGACGCCUGCUUGGGAGCAAAUGGCCAACGAACUCACCACACCGACCGACAUAUUCAUCUAUCGCUUCCGCAACAACGAUCCCGUCAAUUUUAAGCAAAAUGUCGAGUAUAUGACGGAUCUAGCGAGUUGGCUGAAACUUUACGGUUAUGACAUUUCAACAAUGCUCGGUUCUGAAUAUACAAAGCAGAUGGUGUAUCAACCAAGCGCUACCGUCACAUCGCCGCAAUUGACUCCGGACUUUGGCGUGAUGUCUGGUCUGCAAUGCAUCGUAAAUCGCGUGCAGGAGAAGUUCUCCGACCUUGGUUUUGUGCCCAAGCCAUUGUUGAAACUGGAGCCGAAGACGCGAAACUUGUUGCCGCGAGUAGCCCACCGUCGGGCGGUCUUCGGCGAGGGUAUUUUGGUGUCGCGCGUCGGCGGUCGGGCUUUAGUAAGCGUAGUGGAUGGAGUGAAUAGUGUGGUGCAGGACGUGGUCACGUCCGUAUUCAACAAUUCGUAUUUCCUGCCGCUACACUUUAGUGUGCACGACCAGGAUGUCUUUUAUUUCGUCAAGGAUAACGCGCUAAAAAUCCGCGACGACAUGGAGGAACUUCAUCGUCUCGGCGGCAUGUUUAACGUGUCCACGCACGAGACGACGGAGCAUGGUGCCGGCACGUGGAAAGAGUUGAGACUGCACAAUCCUGACGCGGCAGUGGUGAUCAAGUACGGAGCCGAUCCGGAGCAGGAGCGGCAUCGGAUUUUGAAACACGCACACAAGCGUGCCGUCGAACGCGCAUGGGAGAUUGAGAAGCAAUUAGUGAUGGCAGGUUUCCAGGGUCGGGGAGACUGGUCUAAGGAGGAGAAGGACGAACUCAUUAGUCGCGGCACUGUCGACGGCUACGAGGGCGUCGAUAUCCACAGCGUGCACAGGUACCCUCAGCUCGCUGAUGACCCUGGUAACGUUGCGUUCACCCGCGACACCAAGAGGAAGAGACGGAAGAGCGGCAACAGGCGCAACAGGACUCAUAGGCAUGACUCGUGAUUCGAGGACGCCACGACGCGAGUUCAAAGUAUCGCUUGGGACUUGAUUCGCGCGUGAAGCGAAGGGACGGAAGAGAAAGAGAAAGAGCCAGUGCAUCUCGGAGGAAACGGUAGGACGGUUUUGUCGCCGUAAUGUGAUUUGCGUAAAUCGCAAUUUGUGCGAGCGGCCAGCAUCGUCGCUCCCUUCUCUCCUCGAUUCUCCUCUCAGCCUCUUUCUCUCUCUCGUACUCGUCGUCGAGAGGGACGCGAAGAUCUAUCACAAGCGACGACGAACGAUAUAUCUCGUGUCCAGUAAUGCAGUCUGUCGAUGUGCCAUAAGCGCGUCUGUAUGCAAUCGCGAACGAUCUUAAAUUCUGGAUCAAUUGAUGUGUGUAAAGACAACGGGUGUGAGAACAGAUGGCGAAGUGUCAAAAUUAACCUAGUCGCAUUAUUAACGAAAUGAAGAAUAUAAAGCUUUGUUAUAUGGUGAGUAGUUUAUAGAGAAAAAAAAAAGAGAGAAAGGGACAGACGAGAGAGAGAGAAAGAGAAAAGGAGAUGGCUAAUAUAGACGCAUAUAGAAAUGCAAGAAUAAAAGUGCGUGCGUAGACUUUUAAGGUGCCGUCCGCGACGAAAUUGAUAGUGUUUUUUGCGAAAAAGAGAGUGAGAGGAAAAUGUACGUGUCUUGGACUUUCGUCAUAGAUCAUUGCUAAAAAUCGAGCUGGUGUUAAUUCACGCAACAGGGUCUACAAGACACGCGUAUAUACGCACGCACACACGAGAUAGGAGCGUGAGACGAGAUCAGUGCAUCAAAGUUAGAAGAUGCGAGGCGAGAGAGAAGAUAAUUUUCAAUAUGAAAGAAAUUUGGAAGUUUUUGCGGGGUAAGAGAACGUUAAUUCUCUCUAUUUAAAAUGUUCUCACCUCGCAUCUCUAGUCGGGACACAUUCAUCCGAGAAUGGACAAUUGAGAGUGAGAGAGAGAAAGAGGAAGAGAGAAAGAAAAGGGAGAUAGAGAGAAAGAGACAAACGUGGGGAAUAGAUAUAUGCAACAGAUAUUUUUAACAUGGCGCAAAUUGGUGUACUAGGUGCGAGACGAGCAAUUGUAUAUAUAGCUACACUCGAACUUAAUAGUAAAUGUAGAUAAAGUAUCGUAAUGUGUAAAAGAAAUACGCGCGAGAACGGUCAUAAACACAAGUGGAACUGUCGAUACCGCUUUUUUAUAUGUAUACAAAGAAUACACAUGAGUCAACACGUGCAUAAAGAUAUGAUAGAAAUUUACGUCCCCAAAAUAUACGCGAGCGAGAGAAGUAAUAUGGGGAAAGUCGUGAAAUUAUCGGACGCGUCGCGAUUCUUUUUUUGUUUUGAUAAAAAUGUGGAAAACGUAGGAAAUUUUGUUAGGAGAGAACAACGUCAAACGGAUGGUUCACGUUAAUCUCAACCCAGGCCUACGCACACAAUUGACACACCUACAUACACACAUACAUAGAUGUAACUACACUAUCGCUUUAAAUCAGCAUACGUAUCGUACGAUCGACAAUGUCGUCUCAUCAAUUUCGCCGGCACGUACAAAUGCAUAAUUGGAGCCAAGUGUAAAUGCGGCAUCUAGAAUCGAAAUCAAGUCAAGUCUAAGAGCCAUAGAGUUUAUUUUAGAGAGAUGAAAUAUAAUUUCAUACUUAAAAUAACGUAAGUUCAAAUGGAGUCUUCGAGACGUUAGAUAAAUGGAACAACACCUUGAUUUUUCAAGAAUAAAAUUAAUAAUCAAUGUGAAUUAAAGUAUUAAAGUAUUAAACUAUAUAUGUAGGCAUUAGAAAAAAUGAUUAAGAAAAUGAUAGUUAUUAAUUUUAUCGCAAAUCUGUCGCACUGUCCCCAUUUAUCCGCUCAAUUGUCUCAUAUGAGCAUAAACUUUAUAGAUUUUAAACUUGACGAAUAUUUCGAUGGAAAAAGAUAUGGAAAAAGAGGGUGCCUGAGGUAUAAGCGAAUCUAUCGAUUCGUCGUAGACAACGUAGACACUUGUAAAUAGGCAUCACAUAAACAAGUAAGAACUACUAUUGUUACGUAACAUCCUCGCGUAACAGACGUUACGAGACGAACGACAGUCAUGAUGGGAUGUGUCGAAGUAAUAAUGUCCAGAAUAAUAAUAAUAAUGAUAAUAUGAUAACGCGAUAAGUAAUAAAAAUAAUAAUAAAUAUAGAGUAAUAAUAUUAAUAAUAAUAAUAAUUAAAUAAUAAUAAUAAUAAUAAUGGAAUACGAUAAUAUUACCAUUGUGUACGAGAAAUGCCCCGCCUAUCUUUCUACUAAAAAUGAAAAAUUAUUUUUUGAAUUGUGUCGUCGAGAGAAGAGUCCUAUGUAACCGUAUAUAUGUGGGAUCGCCCUAUGAAGAGACCCUCACCCCGCGCUCCACCGAAGAGAGUACCCGGCAAAAAAUAGGAUUUAGCAAGAAUCGAUGCAGAGAUUUAUUUUAAGUUUUAAAUUUCAUCAAAUAGGGCAUCAGAGAUUUGCGAUGAUUAAAUUCUCUUUUAUAAUUUUUUCUCAUUUAUAUAAAAUUAUUUUUAUUUUCAUCAGAAAUAAUCAAAAAAUUUUCAAUAACUAAAAAUAAAUUAGUCAAAAUUAAAUUCGACAUCAGCAUUUAAUUUACUUUAAUUCCGCAAAAAUUUUUAAACUUAAUUUCGAUCUCAAAGAUCAGAUAUUUAAUUCACUAAAUUGAAUUAAAUUGAAUUUCUCUCUCUCUCUCUCUCUCUCUCUCUCUCUCUCUCUCUCUCGGGAUUCUUUUAAUUCGUCUAUUUUUUCAGGGUACAACCUUGACCUCUCCUUUCUAUAACUGAUAUAGCUGAAUUUGUCGGUGUUUAUCAAUAUUGGGUAAAUAAGAAAAAAAGGUAGAUCGAAGUCUGUGGUUCGGGUCGAAUAAAGUAACCGACUAAAUAGAAAGUAAAGACACAAAAAAAAAACAAAUAUAAUGCAUAAUAUAUAGGGGGUACACGGUGAGCCAACGUGUGAGCCCACGCAGCUCUACCACGUUGUGUUCUACGUAGGCGAUAUAUAAUAAAAAAAAAAGAUACAUAAUCAUAACUGCAAACGUACGUAUUAGUUGACGAAUUAACGUGAGGUUUAGCGAACGGUUAAGGGAAUAUGCUAGUGAAUCUUACAGAUAACAUCGCUGUACAUAUCUGUUGUGUAUAGCCUACUGUCUCGCGAAAGUAGUCUUCACAUCCUCGCAUAGAAAAAAAUUUCCACCAAAGAAUUUUAGCGGCGAGAUAACAUUGAUUUUGUAAUAUUUAAAUCAAGUCCCGUAACUGUCAUAUCUCUAAAAUCUUCUACAUCAUUUUUUGAAUCAGAUGUUUGUAAAAAAAAAAAAAAUUAAUUGAAAAAGAGAAAGAAAUUGAUGGAAUUCGUAUAUGUAUUUUACGUUGUAACAUAUUUUUUAUAAUUGUAAAAUAACAUGUCGCUAAAAUUCUUAUGCUCUUCGUUAAAUAUUCCGUCUAAAGAAAGAUUUUUUUCGUUAAUCGCUUUUUUUCGGAGGGAAGCCCGAGGUUGGACGAGGCAUAUCGGUCUGUGAUUGAUCUCGUAUCGUGCGAUGUAGCGGCUAAAUUUUAUUCUUUUUUAUAUAAGUAAAACAAGCAAUAGAUCGAAAACUUAAUACCUUAACGCGAAAAAUUGCUCAGUCAUCGAAACCUCGGGCUCGAUUUUCUAGUAAAAUUAUUUCUUCAUAUUAUUGUAAUCUCCAGCGAAUAAUUUUCAUUUAUAAUUUCACAUAUUGAAAUGUAUACGUUAGAAUAAUAUUUAAAAAUAAAUUAUAAAAAUUAUCUCAAGAUUAAAAUGUAAUGGGGAAAAAUAUCGAGAUAACUUGGUAAAAAAUUAAAUUUUAUUCCAUUCGACGUGCAAACGAUCAGAGAACUAGACUACGACCGACUCAUUAAUAUUAUUUUAUGUAUAUAUUUUGCUGUGAAAAAUUAGACAAUUUAAAAAUCUCGCAUUAUUGAAGUAGACCAUCAUUCUUGUCAAGUUGUAAAACGGACGUGUGUGAUUAACAUUAAACUAAUCGAAUUUAAUAACGAGGCAAAAUUGCCUUUUCGGUGAUGUUUCCGAUUAUCGCCUCGGGUAACCCGCAUCCCCUCGAUUCUACGUUCUUAAUUAUCUCCUCGGCUCUCUGGGAGCAUGAGGGGAUAAAAUCUCUCCCCGUAGCAGCGCUUGUUACUGAAUUGUCUAUUAAUACGCCGUUAUCCGACACGCGCGCAUUAUUGUAUAGUUUGUAGUAGAAACGCUCCGCAUGUGCGGCAGCAUUUCGUCAACGCCUCGAACGAGAGUAAUCCAGGCGAACGAUUUUCCGUUGCAAACGUUUUUCUAUGUGUACUCGUCUACUCGCAAAACGAUACGUAAAAACGGGAGAGAGAAAAAGAAAAAAAAAACGAUACGACGUUAAAAAGUACUCGAGUUAACUUUACGCUUAGCGCAUGUUUCCUUCGAGCGCAAGAGAGCCGCGGGUGAAUUCCGCCUGCUAAUCUCUUUUUUUAUGUAAUUUUUAAUAUAGUCUCAUUAAGUGGCUUAACAAAAAUAUUUUUUAUGCAAGAUAAGAAUUGCAAUUUCUGCAAUUUCUUGAUCUGCCACAAAUGCAACUGUAAAACAAAAAAAAAAUCAUAAAAAUAUGAAAUUAAAACAUCAUUUUUAGAGAGAAUAAUUAUUUUAAUAUACAUAAUUUUAUGAGAGAUUUUAUAUCAAAAAUACAGAGUAUCCAUUAUAAUCUUAGUAUUCUUCGAUUUACAAUAUCUAAAUAAAUGCAAACCUAAAUGGUUUAAAAAUUGAAAAAAAAAAUAGGAGUACGGGAUUUUCGACGCGGCUCAUCGCAGGAAGGUGCAAAAUUUAUUAUUGUUAUGCCGGAUCGCGAUCGGCAUGCGCGAUCGAUACGCGAUUAAGAAAAAGCAAUACUUCGUAACUAUCGUGUAUGUCUCUGAAUGCUGUUAAAAGGCCGGCGAUAAAACGCGAGAGAGACGAUGAUAAAUAUGUCAAAAAGUGAAGAGAGUGUGAAAGGAAGGGUGUGUGAGAAACUAAAAAGCGAAAGAGAGACAUUAUAUAUACAUAGAUUAAUAUAUAUAUAUAUAUAUAUAUAUAUAUAUAUAUAUAUAUAUAUGCGAGAGUUGCGUUAACAGAUAGUUACUGCGAGGGGAAAGGAAGGAAGUCGUGCGCUUUUUUUUAUAUAUAUACUGGCGAGCCGAGACACAGUACGUACAUCUCUCGCGCUUCUUUCUCGUAAGCCAGAGAAAUUGCGGUGGUCGCGCGUGACCUUUCCUUUUGUACAUAUUGUAUAACAUACGACCGAAAAUGAUAUUAACGUCACGCGAUGACACAGGGCGCGCCUCUCGAGAUCUCUCCGCGAUCGAUAUCAUGGAGUUUUAUUCCAAAGCAAGCCUCUAAGUAAGCGAUAAACGCUAAACGUCUACGGUCACUGGAAAGUAACUAUGAAUUGUCAUGCACAAUUUUUAUCUUGAACGCAUAUCGUAUGUGUAUAUAAUUGCACAUCUCUAUAUACACAUACGUGAUUUGACACAUUACCAUAAAACACGCUAAUAUAAAAGAUCCAGAUAAAAAUGCUCUAUAUCAGAUGCGAACGUAUGUGUUAUAAGAAUUUUUAUCUUGGACUCUGUGACAUUUACAUUGUUCGCUUUGAUAUUUAUCGUAAAAUGUGGUAAACACAUGUGUCUCCGUUAUCGUUCGUGGAUGGAACAGAAAGAGAGCUGCCACGUAAGGAGAAAAGAAAAAAAAAAGUCACAAUCGUACGCGACAUUGAUGUUGUUAAUUAGGGCUACAAUUAUCUGUAGUGAUGGUAGUUUCGUAUACCUGUGCCCGCAAAUAAGGAAAGGAGAAUCGUGUCACCGUAGCGACCUUUAUACUUUCAUAUAAAGAGACGACGGUCAAUUUAUAUUAGAUGGAGAAAAGAAAAGUGACAAAAAGUAUAAAAAACUGAGACUCCUUCCUGGCAUUUACUCUCGACGUUUGGUGUGUCGGUGAGUGAUCACCGACACGGCCGAAAUACACGCUCGCCCGUUCGUCUAUAUUUUUCUUUUCGUUUUUCGUAAACUUGUACAUAUUAAUUGCGAUCAUUAUGUAAAUACUCUGAAUGAACACACACACGUACGUGCGCGUGCCCGCGCAAGGUUUAUUUUAAAAAGAUUUACAUCAUUAUAUAUAUAUAAAAAUAUAUUUACCAUGUAAUGAUAUAUUUAACAGUAAGGUAACAUAUAUUCUAUACUCUUACACGCUAAGUACUCAAUAAAUAUAUCUAUAAAAUCUC
Messenger RNA from Cataglyphis hispanica, 16896 nucleotides. RefSeq names its product teneurin-m (gene Ten-m). The transcript is spliced from 16 exons. Bases 545 to 10639 code for a protein of 3364 amino acids. Gene Ontology annotation, biological process: motor neuron axon guidance. NCBI's taxonomy places the organism in Eukaryota, Metazoa, Arthropoda, Insecta, Hymenoptera, Formicidae. The record is from RefSeq and is a predicted model, not a curated record.